Messenger RNA from Pseudomassariella vexata, 1186 nucleotides. Its product is annotated as GDSL-like Lipase/Acylhydrolase. The record is from RefSeq and is a predicted model, not a curated record. Bases 195 to 1073 code for a protein of 292 amino acids. Lineage: Eukaryota; Fungi; Ascomycota; Sordariomycetes; Amphisphaeriales; Pseudomassariaceae. The transcript is spliced from 4 exons. Gene Ontology annotation, molecular function: hydrolase activity.
CCCGCGCAAACCCCCAAAUUUCGGGUUGAAUGAACAAGAAUCAGACCGCUAAUAACAUGCAGGAACUUUUCUCUUGGCACGGCACUCCCCGAAUAUAAUGACUGAAAACUUCAAGACUUCCUCAUACGGCUAUCACUUCCCAGGGUUCUAGGUUCCAGCUUGUGUAAUAGUCGUUGUUUGUUCUGGCAAGAAACAUGCGGUUCGAGUCACUACUCUCUGUGGCAUCGCUUGCUACUGCCACCCACACAUCUCUCAAAGCCCGUAGUGACGGCUCUUGCUUGACGGCCAACCACACUUUAUGGAUGUGCGGCGACAGCACCAUGGCACCUGGUGGUGGCCACAAUGGGACUGAGGGAUGGGGCCAAUAUUUGCAAUACUCCCUCGAUUCGUCUCUGAUCCGCGUCAACAAUUCUGCAUAUGCCGGUCGAAGUGCACGAUCAUUCACGCGCGAAGGACGAUUCCAAGCCAUCAUCGACAAGAUCGCCCCUGGUGACUGGGUUGUGAUUGAGUUUGGUAUCAACGACCAAAGUUCCAACUCUACAUUUCCGGCAAACGACACCAAAUACCGUGUGGAUUGCCCUGGCAUGGGCAACGAGACGUGCCCGGUCACCUAUAAUAACCAAACCGAAAUCGUCCAAACCUAUGUGACAUACGUACGAAAUGCAUCAUCCAGCUUCCUAUCGCGUGGAGCCAAGGUCAUCAUAUCACCGCCCACACCAACCAAUCCUUACCAGUAUGGUGACUUCAGCUGGAGUCCGAUGAUAUACUCCUACUAUGCCUGGUACACGGUUCAGUCCCUGGGUGGGCCUGAUGCCGGUGUGUACUAUGUCGAUCAUAGCAGCUAUGCCGCUCAGGCUCUCAAGUUGUUGGGGCCUGAUGUUGUCAACUCAGGCUACCCAAUGGACAACACCCACACAGCCCCUUUCCUGGCUGACACGUUUGCAAAGGCUUGGGUAUUGGGAUUGAGGUGUGGUACUUCACUGCUUCAGAGCUAUGUUGUUAACGCUACGUCGCGGAUUGAGGGGAGUACUCUGGGGAAUUGCCAGUCUGUCAAUGCGACGUUGCCGAUCUAGGAUCUAUCAUGUAUUAUUGCAGAUUUAAUGCUCUUUACCCAAGACGCAACAUGUUAUAUAUAUAGGGGACAACUUCCAGAUACUACCUUCAUAAACCUCAAGCCUAACGAAAC